AUGGGGUUGCAAGGACAGAUAAUACCGUAUAAAAACGGAGAGAAAGAAGAAGAUGAUGAUGAAAGAGAAGGAAAGGAGAUAUCACCGUUUCAUCUUCAAAGCAAAUUUGCUGUUGUUGGUUAUGCUCUUACCUCCAAGAAAAUUAAGAGCUUUUUGAAGCCCAAGCUCGAAGGAUUAGCUAGGAAUAAGGGUAUCUUGUUUGUUGCAAUUGAUCACAACAGGCCACUUUCAGAUCAAGGUCCUUUUGACAUUGUGUUGCACAAGCUAACUGGAAAGGAGUGGCGACAGAUUCUUGAGGACUACAGACGGACACAUCCAGAAGUCACUGUCCUUGAUCCUCCUGAUGCUAUACAACAUUUACAUAAUCGACAGUCCAUGCUCCAGUGUGUUGCUGAUAUGAAUUUGUCCAAUUUCUAUGGGAAAGUAGGUGUUCCUAAACAAUUAGUUAUUAAAAAGGAUGCUUCAUCUAUCCCUGGUGCAGUCACAAAAGCUGGGCUGAUGCUACCCAUUGUUGCAAAGCCACUGGUUGCAGACGGAAGUGCAAAGUCACAUGAGCUAUCACUUGCCUAUGAUCAACAAUCACUUCAGAAACUUGAACCUCCGCUUGUUCUUCAGGAGGGGGUUAUGUUUAAAGUUUAUAUUGUGGGGGAGGCCAUUAAGGUGGUGAGGCGGUUCUCAUUACCUGAUGUCUGUAAACGUGAGCUUUCGAACAUUGCUGGUGUGUUCCGUUUUCCACGAGUUUCUUGUGCUGCUGCUUCUGCCGAUAAUGCUGAUUUGGACCCUGGUGUUGCUGAGCUUCCUCCACGACCAUUGCUUGAGAAACUUGCAAAGGAACUUCGUCGUCGACUGGGUCUUCGGUUGUUCAAUCUUGAUAUUAUCCGAGAGCAUGGAACCAGAGAUCGAUUUUAUGUCAUUGACAUUAACUACUUCCCAGGGUACGGGAAAAUGCCAGAGUAUGAGAAUAUAUUUACAGACUUCCUUCUCAGCCUCGUGCAGAAUCAAUACAAAAUAAAAUCCACCUAG
Messenger RNA from Dovyalis caffra, 1023 nucleotides. Lineage: Eukaryota; Viridiplantae; Streptophyta; Magnoliopsida; Malpighiales; Salicaceae. The record is from the annotation of a GenBank genome assembly.